AUGGGAGGAGGGAGGAGGACCGCCGCCGCCCUUGUGGCCUCUACGACCUUCGCAGCGGUGCGGCUGCGACGCAUCCUGCACCUGGCGACGCAGCAGCAGCCACGGCAUUGCAGUAGCACCACCGCCACCACCAGCUCCUCUUCGUCGAGACAAAAGUUUCAUUACCGACCGCACCAACUCAGUGGCAAGGGCAGAGGUGGUGCCAACUCGGGCUUCGAGGCUUAUUCGACAACGACAGCAUCUUCCUCGGCGCAUCUCUCCCUGGAUUUGCUUGCGCCGCCUUCCACACUGACAGUGGACGCCGCUGUGGAGUACAUGGCAGCACUGCGUGGCUUGCAUCGUUCACUUGGCGUCACUGCAUCUUCGUCACGCGUUCGUUGGCAAGCACGGGAGUUUCUGCUUCGGGGCAUGCCAAGCCCAAAUGCGAAGGAAUUGCAGGCAAUAUGGACGAUGACAGAAGGGCUUGCCUGUGCAAUUAUAGUCUCCUGUGCAUAUUUUGAGGUUUCCAUCUCAGAGUGCAUGUAUGGAGCUGAAAGUAUCGAGUUUCUGCAAGGUAUUUGGCAUACGCGCCUGCAGUCAUCCUCCACCUCAUUGCUAAUGUGCACUUGUGACGAGGCCAUCUUGCUAGGACGGUUAACCAUGGCGGUCCUGGGACUUUUAACUAACCGGGUUCUGUAUGUGAAAGUAGACGACUAUGAGUUGUUAUCGCAGUUGUUGUGCAAGACACUUUUGCCUGCCGUGAUGCGUGUGCUGCGUGACGACGUCAUCUUUCCCUUCCCUGCCGCGGGAGAAGAUGGAGAUCGGAGUGAGCUGACGGCUGCACAGGCCACAGCCUUCACUGUACUACUCUCUUCCUUGACGAAGGCAGCCGUGACACAUUGGGCUCGAACGAGCGGUGAGUCAGAGGGAAUUGUCCUCUUUGGCACGCCGACUGAUCUGCCGCGUCUUCUUGAGGGUGCUCCGCAUCUUCCGCGUGCAGUUCAGGUGACCGUCCCGGCGUUGCCGCCAGCGAAGUUGGCGCGAGGCGUAUACCACUACGCUAGUGGUCUCACGCCCUCUCGGGUGAGGGAGGCGGCAUUGCCACUGCUUCGCUUCUUUACACUUACCCAAUGCGUUCCACUUUUUCUUGCACCGCAUGAUACAUGUGUUCAGUACGAUGGGAACAAUGGCAGCAAUGGUGGUGAUGCACAAGAAGCACACACGGCAUCACUCGUGAAGUCCAUCACACGCGUCCUACAAGCGUCACUGGAGCACCGCACCGUUUUUGUCUCACAUCAAGUGGCAAACAUUACCUCGAUAUACGCCCGCAUCCUUUUAUUCUCUCCCAGAGCUCCAGGGAAGGUGAUGGGGAAGGAUGGAACUGCUCUUGUUGUUGCUUCUGCGCCAUGGCUCAUGUUUGAGAGUCUUAUGAUGGGGUUAAAGCGCAACAUCCUGUAUCAUGUGGGUCCGCUCUCACCCAUUGCAGUGAUGCCUCAGUUGUGCGAGUGUGUGACGUUGUUUGCGAGAAAGUAUCUUUUUUCAGAUAUGGCUGCCUUGCUUAACGCUCUUUCGAAGAUUUUUCGGGUCGUUUGCGAGUACCACAGUCAUAUGGCCACACGACAGCCGCAGCGGCAGCAACGUGUCCUGUUGGACAAGGGGGAUGCUGUACGCCCUCGCUUCGAGCGACGCCGAACGACGGCUUCCGCUGUGAUAACAAACGACGCGUCGGCGGAUGCAGGACAUUCGUCCACUACACCAUUAUCACCACCGCCACAUUUGUUGUUGACGGAUACGUUUUUCGUUGGCAAUGACGACAUUGCGGAAAUCGAAGGUGAACUUGAGGUACUUUUAGACGCAUGCGUUGCUGUCAUGGAGCGGCACCUGCCAGCUUCCUGCGAUAGUCGUCAGGUGUUUGUCGCAAAGUCGUCUGUUCCUCCGUUAGCGGCGCAUUUGAGCAGUCAUGACGGAGGCUCCAUGGUGGUGCGGGAGGAGACAGCCGUUUCGCUUGCUGGGGUUGGCGCUUCGCAGGCGAAGACACUUGGCGGAAGAAGCCGUCGACUAAAGAGGACGGUCUCCAGCAGAGAACUUGUUAUGAUUGCGGAGGGUGUUCAUGCCCUGAGCUGGCGGCCUUUCAUGGCCUUCCAGGAGCGCCUGUUGACACUACUUUCAUCUCACGUGGGGCAAAUGGAGGCGACUCCGUCUGAGUACGCAUGCCUUGUUCGGUUUGUGCUCCGUGCACCCCCCGUGCCUCCGUCUGUCAUUUUUCACUCCGUAGGGGAUCGACUGAAGCGACUGAUUCACGCAGAGGCGGUUCCGGCCGUCUCCUCGAAGGGUGAGGGUCACGGCGACAUGCAGAAGAGCACCGAGAUAAUUGCCUCUUCAGAAGAAAAAGAAGAAGAAGCAGCAGCAUCAGGAGCGCGUGUGGUGAUUGCUGCGGCGCAUGCUCGGUCGUUGUGCGACAACCCACUUGCUCUGUACGACGCCUGUGCGGUUGUUUUUGCCUUUGCACAGAAGUUGAAAAAAUCGGCCCUCCCGUUGUUACAUGAUCUUCUUGUGCGCUGUGGCCAGCGGGUUACGUUGGCGUCUGAGUCACCACAGGGUUUGUGCAAUGAUUCGGCCACUUCUGCAGCCUUGGCGAUGUUUGUGGCCAGCGCCACUUGGGUGCUUCAUCAUACCGCGCCUAUUUCACCAGAGGAUCAUGCACUAACUUUUAUUGCGGUGUCCCGCGACCAUGCGGCUCACAUUUUGGAUGCCAGGACUUCAGAGGAAGCGAGUUAUGCGGCCACAGGUUUCCUCCCUUUUAGGGAGCUGGCGUACGCGUGUAUGAUGUUGGAGUCCUCGUGCGACUCCCGGUGUGGGGCUCCCCUGACACAGCUUCGCCGUGCUCUGCGCGAGGCCUACAUGGCGUGUGGCUCCCGCUGCGAUAGCAUGGAGGUGGCGCAGUUUCUUGCCGACUAUCUCGCAAUCCCCUCAAUGGCUAUGUCGUAUGGCAACUCUGUGACAGCACCGAAUGCGAGUCAGGAGGGGGCGGCGCUGUUGCAGCUCUCGCCAUGGAUGAUUGAUUCGUUGCAGCUGCGGCAACGAGUUUCCAGUAACACGAGACUUCUUCUUGUGAUGUUUACUCCAUUUCUCGGGGAUGGCAGUGACAAAGUCACGCGGAUUUUGCAUGUCACCCGGUUGUACUGUCGCACCUUUGCAACACUUGUCACAACACUGCGACUGCUGCGUGCUGCGAAUGCCGAGCUGCUGCGCGAGGAUGCCGUUCUCGAGGUGGUGCUUCGAAAGGUCGCACAACUGACGCGUCGGACGGCACUUCCACUGGAGUUGUUUCAAUUUUUCGAGCUCUACGGCGACUGCCCACAAGUGGUCGCUGCGUGCCUGAGUGAGCUUCUGUCAGAGGCGCGAUGCUUCGGCGCGGUCAACGCCUUUGUUCCUAUUGUUCAGGUAAAUGCUGCAGUGCGGGCAGUACGACGACUGCAACUGCGGGAGCUGCGGCGGCGUUGGUUCGCAGCAAUGACUCCGCUUAUUGUCUGCGCCGUCUCCUCGUCGCGCGAGCCCCUUGACGUCGUGCUAGAGUUAACGGAGUGCAUCGGCAACGACGACCCGGAACUACUGCAGUCUGUGCUAAAGUCUUCUGCCUCCAUGCAGAUGAUUCAUCAGACCUUCAGCUACACGGUGGCCGGGGAUGUGUUGCUCCGCUUGCUCUUGCAGCUUCAGAGCGCCAACACAGCGCACCCGACCGUCCGCUGCUUGCACGCGGCAGCGCGCAAGCUAUUGCAGCGGAGCAACAUAUACAUUCCGCUGGAGCAACUGGCACAGGCCAUGCUGCUGCCCUCUCUCGAGGGGACAACCCUUGGCAGGCGACUAAAGAAACUGUUUGUGUUUCGUGUGACAACUCUUCUUGGCGUCACGCGGUCGCGUGCCACGCGCUGCAAGGGGACUGCCAGAAACAAAGUGUGUAGAGGACCGACCCACCACGACGGAGCGACACUCUCGCUGGGAUGA
Messenger RNA from Trypanosoma rangeli, 3984 nucleotides. RefSeq lists its product as uncharacterized. NCBI's taxonomy places the organism in Eukaryota, Euglenozoa, Kinetoplastea, Trypanosomatida, Trypanosomatidae. The transcript has a single exon. Bases 1 to 3984 code for a protein of 1327 amino acids. The record is from RefSeq and is a predicted model, not a curated record.